AUGGAUCAGCAAGAUGGAUGGAGUGGCGGAGAGUCGGUUGCGACCGAAAACUCUACUGAAAAUUCCCGGGCCGCGGAACGCGACCGGGUGCGCAUCGAGUUCUAUGCUACUUAUGACGUCAUGACGGGCGUGCGAAUAGCCGCCACCCUGGGCGGCUUCUUUGCAUUAAUGGUAUUUUUGAUCGUUUAUAAAAGCCGUAGUAAAUCUGUCAAGGCUUUAAACGAUCCAAAAAUAGUAGAAAUGGCCGAAGCUGUUGUCGCCGAAGAACAGGCAGUCGAGGAGGAGAGGCAACUGACUGCAGCGCUAGAAGAAGCGCUAUCAGAGCGCGCGCGCUCUCGUCCGUCAAUAACUGAGGAGCCACCUUGGCCACGGACAGCACGCUUUGCGUCAUAUGGAGGAGGCUAUGGAAGCUUGUUGACACCGCCCCGCCGGUUAUCGACCGCUCGCGGUGACUCGCUUCCUGGUUCAGCCUUACGUUUUGCAGAACGUCGGUCGUCAGCUGGUCCCCGCGACCGGCGACUGAGCUCAGCGACCUGUUCCAGUUCCGGAAGCUCUUACUUGGAAAGACGUGGUUCGUCAGUAGUAUGUGCUUUGCCUGAACGCCGACUAUCUCCUUGUCCUAGUGAGAGACUUGCCCCUCUCGCGUCAGUGGGUAGCGUAGGUCCGUCGUAUGCGGUAGAGUGUGAAUUAGCGUCAGUGGGUGCGGAUUCAGUUUUUGCAGAGGACGAAGCGGACUCCACUGAUGAUGAGGUGGAGCAAUUUUCGACAGAUAGUGGAGGUGGUGAAGCGACAUUAGUAGGCGAGUGCACGGAGCUUUCGAGUCGUCCCACACCAUUGCCGCUGCGGUUAGAUCGUGCUUCACACUCACGAGAAACGUUGUUCUAG
Molecule: messenger RNA, 885 nt
Organism: Spodoptera exigua (beet armyworm)
Lineage: Eukaryota; Metazoa; Arthropoda; Insecta; Lepidoptera; Noctuidae
Source: the annotation of a GenBank genome assembly